Molecule: messenger RNA, 888 nt
Organism: Candoia aspera
Lineage: Eukaryota; Metazoa; Chordata; Lepidosauria; Squamata; Candoiidae
Gene: STARD10
Product: StAR related lipid transfer domain containing 10
Exons: 6
Coding region: 53-865 (270 amino acids)
Cellular component (GO): microvillus; intercellular canaliculus; cytosol
Molecular function (GO): lipid binding
Source: RefSeq, a predicted model, not a curated record
GUCCCUCGGGCCGGGGGCUCCCGCGAGCGGCGGCGGCGGCGGCGGCGGCGGCAUGUCCGCGCGGGAGAGCGUGCAGAUCCCGGACGACCGCGAUUUCGACCACUUCCGAGCGGAGUGCAACUCGGAAGUGGGCUGGCACCUGAAGUACAACAGAUCCGGGAUCGCCGUCUGGAUUCAGAUGCUGGAGGCAGAGAAGUCGCUGCACAAGAUCAAGUGCAGAAUGGAUUGCAAAGAUAUCUCCGCGGAAAUGCUGUACGAUGUGCUUCAUGAUAUCGAAUACAGGAAAAAAUGGGAUACGAAUGUCAUUGAGACCUUUGACAUCGGCAAGCUGACUGUCAACGCAGAUGUGGGAUACUAUGCCUGGAAGUGCCCGAAACCCUUAAAGAACCGUGAUGUCAUCACGCUGCGUUCGUGGCUGCCAAUGGGCAGCGACUUCAUCAUCAUGAAUUAUUCCGUCAAGCAUCCCAAAUACCCCCCAAGGAAAGACAUGGUGAGGGCCAUCUCCAUCCAGACGGGCUACCUAAUCCAGGGCAAAGGAGCCAAGAACUGCAGCCUCAUCUACCUAGCUCAGGUAGACCCCAAAGGUUCUUUGCCAAAGUGGGUGGUGAAUAAGUCUUCUCAGUUCCUGGCUCCAAAGGCCAUGAAGAAGAUGUACAAGGCGUGCAUGAAGUAUCCCGACUGGAAGCAGAAGCACAACCCCCAUUUCAAGCCCUGGCUGUACCCCGAGCAGAACUGCCUGGCCAGCCUGGCGCUCUCGGACCUCUCCAUCCAGCACGCCGACUCCCUGGAGAACAUCGACGAGAGCAGUCUUCCCGAGACCAGGGAAGAGCGGGGCGAGGGCAGCGACGAGGACAGCGUCAACUGAGGGAGGGCUGCUGGCCGGGGCCU